CAAAAGCAGUGACGGGGCGGCGCGCGGGGGCGGGGCAGUCGCGUGCGCACCUGGUGGGGCGGGGCAGCCCCGGCGCUCAGAGCCGAGCGGCGCCGGCCUCGCCGCACCGGGCGCAGCGCCGAGCCGGCCCGGACCCAUGCCGAGCGCCGUCGCCGAGCCCCGCCAUGGGCGGCUGCGUGGGGCGACAGCGCCGGGAGCGCCGCGACCGCCGCGACGCCGGGAACCCCCGCAAGCGGGCAGGCCGCAAUGAGCCCCUGAAGAAGGAGCGUCCCAAGUGGAAGAGUGACUACCCCAUGACAGAUGGGCAGCUACGCAGCAAGCGGGAUGAGUUUUGGGACACGGCACCUGCCUUCGAGGGCCGCAAGGAGAUCUGGGAUGCCCUGAAGGCAGCUGCCUAUGCUGUGGAGGCCAAUGACCACAGCUUGGCCCAGGCUAUCCUUGAUGGAGCCAGCAUCACCCUGCCUCAUGGGUCCCUGGCAGAGUGCUACGAUGAGCUGGGUAACCGGUACCAGCUGCCUGUCUACUGCCUGGCACCCCCUGUCAACCUGAUCCUGGAGCGGAGCGAGGAGGAGGCAGCAGAGCCGGCCGAUCCCCUGCCCAAUGCCCGUCGGGAAUUCUCCCUCAAGGUGCGGCUGUCCACUGGCAAGGACCUGCGGCUCAGCGCCAGCAUGGGUGACACCAUCGGGCAGCUGAAGAAGCAGCUGCAGGCGGAGGAGGGCAUUGAGCUGUCCUGGCAGCGGUGGUUCUUCUCAGGCAAGCUGCUCACUGACCGCACACGACUGCAGGAGACCAAGAUCCAGAAGGAUUUUGUGGUGCAAGUGAUCGUAAACCAGCCCCUGCCGCCCAGGAACUGAGCUCCUCCACCGCUUGCGGGGAGAGGGCAAGGGGCUGGGAAGCAGCGGCACCUCUGGGGAUGUACCAGGCCAUGUCCCAGCCCUGUUGGAACAGGGACAGCCCCUGCUCCCCCCCGAGGCUGCCCCCUAGACGGGUGACCUGCAGGAAGGGCUGCAUGGGGCUGUGCCACCACAGCGGUCCCCUCUAGGCUGGGGACGUGGGCACACACAGUGUUUGCUGCAGGAGAUUGGAGACCAAAUGUCUUCAGGAUGGUCGGCACAGCUGAGGUCCCACUGCUGGGCUGUGCUGGCAGGGAGAGGCUGUGACCUGCUGGGCUCCGGUUCCCCCUGGCUAGGAGGCCCCAGGGCGCUGGGCUGUGUGGAGAUGUCUCCCCUUUGUACAUAGUCUAUAUUUA
Cuculus canorus (common cuckoo) is the source of this 1249-nucleotide messenger RNA. It is a transcript of the gene UBTD1, whose product is annotated as ubiquitin domain containing 1. The record is from RefSeq and is a predicted model, not a curated record. Gene Ontology annotation, molecular function: protein binding. Bases 165 to 854 code for a protein of 229 amino acids. The transcript is spliced from 3 exons. NCBI's taxonomy places the organism in Eukaryota, Metazoa, Chordata, Aves, Cuculiformes, Cuculidae.